Molecule: messenger RNA, 1045 nt
Organism: Onthophagus taurus
Lineage: Eukaryota; Metazoa; Arthropoda; Insecta; Coleoptera; Scarabaeidae
Product: cytochrome c oxidase subunit 6A1, mitochondrial-like
Biological process (GO): mitochondrial electron transport, cytochrome c to oxygen
Cellular component (GO): respiratory chain complex IV; mitochondrial inner membrane
Molecular function (GO): enzyme regulator activity
Source: RefSeq, a predicted model, not a curated record
UAUUAGAGAAAGAAUAUUUUUUUAAUAAAAAAAAAUCUUUUUGUUGGAAAUUAUUAGAUUUUGUCACCCUCGCAUUAAAGUACUUGACCCACUUUUGAGUUAAUUGGAUUCUAAUUACGCGUCGGUGCAAUUUGAUGGACUUAAUAAUAUCAUGGAAAUUGUUAUUAUGUUUUAACAACAACGCGACUUAUUUGUAUAAUCCCAUAUACAACUUUUUAUUGUUUACAAUGUGUGUAAUACUGUGUACGUCGAGCCACCCAUUACUCAAUUAGCCGUAUGAACCACAGUAUGAACUUGCCGUUCACGUCACAACGGACCAUUGUGUUUUAAAAAUGGCAUGCAACAACAAUUUAUAGGUACUUCCGCGUCUCAUUUUGUCUCUCGAAUUCAAAUUAACAAAACCAGACAAAAAAACAAUCAUUAAAAAAAUUUAUUCUCCUCCAACAAAUUUUUUCUUUGUGUCAAAAACAAUGUCAUUUUAUUUUUUUGAUGUUUAAUUAAUCAAUUUAUUAAUCUAUUUUUUUUGAUAUCAACACAAAUGAAUAGGAUUUUAUCGUAUAUCGGCUGCUCACGAUUCGUAAGCACAACAUCUUAUAAAGGAAUUGAACAACGGCCGGUAUGUAGCCACGAAGGUGAAGGAAAAGGAAAUAAAUUUCGGAUAAUCUCCUUGAUAGCCGUUCCGGUUAUCAUCGGUUUAACGGUACUUUUAGUGGUGUAUAGAGAAGAGAAAAAAAGGAUUAAAUUUGUUAAAUACCCUCACAUGAGGAUUAGAUCGAAGAGAUUUCCUUGGGGGGAUGGCGACAAAUCAUUGUUUCAUAAUCCGAGGUACAACGCCCUUUCGGAAGGAUACGAAUGUCCCGAUCCUUUAGAAGAAAGUGAAGGAGGUGGAGGCGAUGAGGGUGGCGAAGAAGGAACCGAAUAAUUAAUCUUAUUAAAACAAUUUAUAUAGAAAAAAUUAUAAUCAAAUGAUACUGAUAAAAUGAAAAAUAAAAAAAAGACGAUUACAUCGCAUUGGAAUGGCGUCUUUUAGAGUGCCUAUUCUAAA